Molecule: messenger RNA, 393 nt
Organism: Penicillium verhagenii
Lineage: Eukaryota; Fungi; Ascomycota; Eurotiomycetes; Eurotiales; Aspergillaceae
Exons: 1
Coding region: 1-393 (130 amino acids)
Source: RefSeq, a predicted model, not a curated record
AUGGUCAACCAGAACCUGCCAGGCGUAGUUAGCCGAGGCAUUUACUUCCAUAUCCGUUUUUCCUGGCACCGUGACAUCCACCGUACAGACCUUGGACUAAUUAUAUAUGCUCGUCGCGGCAUCGCAGCCGGAUACGGCUGGUUUGAUCUGGAGCCCAUGCCUGACCAGUUCCUAUUGAAUACUGGUGAGCCGGUUCUGAGCUUCCACGUGAAUGGACCUUUCAUGGAUGAGCCGGACCAGUUGCGGGCUGCUGACAAUGUCCUGGCACGGUGGGAGGCUGACCUUCGGGCUGGUCUUCCACUUGCCUUUGACCGCGGCGAGCUUUUCCUUGAGGAAGGAGGCACGCGGAACUAUGUGGUUGUUCCUGAUAUGCGCGAGGUGGAGUAUUAUUGA